GGGCUCGCUGCCGGAACCUACAAGCCCCGCCCCUGCAGACACAGUGGAGACCUCCUCGCCGUCUCUGUGCGUGCCUGGGGAGUGGGGCUGCAGCACUGGGCGGGCAGGCGCUGGGAGUUCAGCUGAGUUGCCUCAGGGCCCAGGAAGAAGAACAUUAGGAACAAAGUUCUUCAUACAGAUCAUGAGCCACAAGGGUAGAUAUUUUGAGGAGGAGAAUGACACUCCAAGACUGGCUCAAAGGAUCCUCCAGCGAAACUUCAGUCAGCGUUCUUUCAGCAUCAAUAAAAGGGAUUUAGAAGACAACUAUGUUGAUGCUUUGGAUCCAGAGAGGUUAAUACAAUGUCCAUAUGAUAAAUCUCAUCAAAUCAGGGCCUGUCGGUUUCCCUAUCAUCUUAUAAAGUGCAGGAAGAACCACCCUGAUAUUGCAAAGCAGCUAGCCACAUGCCCCUUUAAUGCCCGCCAUCAGGUUCCCAGAGCUGAGAUCGGCCAUCAUAUCUCAAGCUGUGAUGACAAAAGCUGCAUUGAGCAAGACAUUGUGAGUCAGUCGAAUAACUGCUACAGAGAGAAGAUGAACACUGUCAGUAUGUGGCAGCCGUCCCCAUGUGACGAAGACUGGGAUAAAGAUCUACAGGAGCAAUCAAAUUCUACGUUUGUUUGGGGCACGUUCAAUAGUGUCAUAAACAACAGAUUGGCACUAUAUUUGCCCCUUUUCCAGUCCUC
Messenger RNA from Trachemys scripta elegans, 720 nucleotides. Its product is annotated as gametocyte-specific factor 1-like. The transcript is spliced from 9 exons. The annotation marks the transcript as partial. The record is from RefSeq and is a predicted model, not a curated record. Lineage: Eukaryota; Metazoa; Chordata; Testudines; Emydidae.